CAGAUUGGACCUGCAUCGAGAGAGCAUCUGAGUCCAGACUGAAUCCAGAUUAGACCUGAAUCCAGAGAGCAUCUGAGUCCAGACUGAAUCCAGAUUAGGCCUGAAUCCAGAGAGCAGCUAAAUCCUGACUGAAUCCAGAUUGGACCUGAAUCCAGAGAUCAUCUGAGUCCAAACUGAAUCCAGAUUAGAUCUGAAACCAUAGAGUAUUUGAGUCCAGACUGAAUCAAGAUUGGACCUGAAUCCAGAGAUCAUCUGAGUCCAAACUGAAUCAAUACUGGACCUAAAUCCAGAGAGCAUCUGAGUCCAGACUGAAUCCAGAUUGGACCUGAAUCCAGAGAGGUCCAAGUCCAAACUGAAUCCAGAUAAGACUUGAAUCCAAGCUUAAUCCAGAGUGUCCAGGUUGAAUAUAUUGGGGAAUUGAAUCCAAACUCAAUCCAUAUUGGACUGAUUCUCUCUAUGAUCCCCGGCACAUCUGCAACAAUGCUCCCAGCCACGGAGGCAGCCAAGAUCUAUCAGACCAACUAUGUGAGGAACUCUCGUGCCAUCGGGGUCCUGUGGGCCAUCUUCACAAUCCUUUUCGCCAUUGUGAACGUGGUAUGUUUCGUUCAGCCCUACUGGAUCGGGGAUGGCAUGGACACGCCGCAGGCCGGCUACUUUGGCCUCUUUCACUACUGCAUAGGGAGUGGGACAUCCCGGGACCUGACGUGCCAGGGUAGCUUCACCGAGUUUAGUUCCAUACCGUCAGGCGCCUUCAAAGCGGCAUCCUUCUUCAUCGGGAUGUCCAUGGUGCUGGUGCUGUCCUGCAUUGGCUGCUUCGCCCUCUUCUUCUUCUGCAGUACAGCCACUGUGUAUAAGAUCUGCGGAUGGAUGCAGCUGGCAGCAGGUACAUGUCUGGUGCUGGGCUGUAUGAUUUAUCCUGACGGCUGGGAUGCGGAUGAGGUGAAGAGAAUGUGUGGAGAAGAAACGGAUAAAUACACCAUCGGAGCGUGCUCAGUGCGCUGGGCGUACAUCCUGGCCAUUAUGGGCAUCAUGGACGCCCUCAUUCUCUCCUUCCUGGCUUUUGUGUUGGGCAACAGGCAGGAUGGACUCAUGUCUGAGGAGCUGCUGGGAGACAAGACUGGAAAUGCAUAGAUGGAAGAUACACAUGGGUGUUUCUGCAUCGUUGAAAAUAAAAUAAUUAUGUAAAGUCACAAUCCAGCUUUCCCCGUCAUCUUGAGCGCAGGAAACCUGACUGCAGUGGUUUGGAAAACGUUAAAGCGAGGGACAAGAACGAAUGAAUGAAUGAAUGAGUUUCGAAAUACUGACUGCUUUUCUGUCCAUAUUUCUUCUUUCACUUUACUUUCCUGAAAAUGCUUUUCAACAUAUCUCUAGCUUGAUUUUCCCCGUUCUGUGCCACUAACAUGAUAGGACAGCUCAAGCACCAUUUAAAAACACUACUUUGACUUGGAUAUAUAUAUAUAUAUCCAUAAAAAUAUAAAAAAUAUUUUAUGUUUUGUCCCGUCUCUUCAGGCCUACCUUAUAGUAAUAUAAACAUUUUGUAAAUUACUAAAAAAAAACAAGGUUCUAUUUGACUGCAAUUUCCAAGUCAAGGCAGGUGUUCUAAUGUAAAGGGAAAUGUUCACAGGCUUCCAUGUGGGACGGUGACUCCGACAAAGAGCUGCACCACAGACAUUACUGGCCUCUUAGUGUUUCUCUCUGGACCCGUGUUGAAAUACAAGACCUGUGUUGAGCUACAAGAAUGGACACUAUCAUGACUACUUCACUGAGGCCAAUUGAAACGCAAGUCAUCAAUUAAUGGGGUUUCAAAUGUACAAUUAUUCCACCACUGCAUUCUCUGACAUUGUUUUAAAGGGAUAUGUAAACCGAGGUGGAAAGAAUUCACUGUUAAUAUAAUUUAAUUAUAAAACAUUGUGUCAAAAUUAGGGGCGGACAUCUCUGCCAUUAGUAAUUGUGCACAAGCCAAGUAUAACUGAAGUAGGAGAGUGUUUUAAAGUAUUAUGUAUCAAGUGAACACGUUGAAUUUCUGUGUCUCUAUUUCGAUAUUUCCUUCUCUGCAGUGUUGGUGCUGUAUAGUUAUGUGUGCCAUAUUUAUGAUGUUCAGAGCUGGUACCGUUUGUACUCUUGGUGUAGUCAUUUCUGUCCCACCAAGAAGAAGAAAAAAAAAAAAAAACAGUCUCAACAAUCUUAAAGAAAAAGUCAUGAGAAUACCUGGAGGAUGUGGUUUCAAAUAGUAAAACCUACAGGAAAUGGCCUCACUGUGUACCUGUUGUAACUCCCUCAGUCCGUGACUGCUUUUGGAAUAUUUUUGACGAUGCUGGAAGUUUUGAAGGGAUAGAAAAAUGGAAGAAUUGUUUUUUUUUUUUUUUUAAAUGGCUUUGCUUCAUUUAUUGGGUUUCUGUCUUGUCAGAUGGUGUUGAAUGCAGGAAAUGAUGUAAAUACAACAAUACACCAUAAAAAAUGUAUUCGUUACAAAUAUUCAUUGAAGACAAUUCACCCAGAUAUAAAUGAAUAAAGAAUUUACCUCUACAA
This is a messenger RNA of Myxocyprinus asiaticus (Chinese sucker), 2529 nucleotides long. Its product is annotated as LHFPL tetraspan subfamily member 3 protein. Gene Ontology annotation, biological process: sensory perception of sound. Gene Ontology annotation, cellular component: plasma membrane. The record is from RefSeq and is a predicted model, not a curated record. The coding region runs from base 457 to 1131 and encodes 224 amino acids. Lineage: Eukaryota; Metazoa; Chordata; Actinopteri; Cypriniformes; Catostomidae. The transcript has 4 exons.